AUGAUGUCCGCUUUCUUGUUGCUGGCGCUGUUUUCGGAUUGCCUGCUUACUGUGGUGGCAAUGCCGCUGGAAGGCUCCACCCAAUGCCCCUGCGUCAACCACACGGACUCCAGUUACGGCCGGGGUUGUAGGGCCCACGAUAUAAAUGGCUCUCACUACCCUCAGUGCCUGUCUGCGGAGCCUCCGAAAUGGUGUGAUGACCACUGGUGCUAUGUCGACAGGAGCAACUGCGAUGUUACAAAUGAGAUUAGUGCUUCAGAAGGCGCUGAGAAGUACUGGAGCUAUACCACUUGCGGCUAUCGAGACUUGUUUUCCUUGGCAAACAUCACCGAGAGCAUCCGCGGCCAGACGCUUCGUGUCCUCUUCAUCAGCAACACUGGAGGUUGGAAAGGCAACUACUGCAGCGAGCUGGGUCAGAUUUGCGUCAACCAGCGCGGCCGGGGGCCGACCCAACGAAUAAUUGACACCCUCACGAACUCUGCGGGCUUCCGCAUCGAGCAGCAGCAAGAUGUGGGCAGUUCUCAAAAUUUCGGUGUCUCAGGCAGUCUUGGAGCAGAUGGCCAGGGCAUGGGUUUCGUCGACAUUUGCGGCUGCUCCAUGGUGAUGUUGCCCAGGCGUACGGACGCCAGCCCCUUCAUCACCAUGUGGUCAGAGCCUGUCAUAAUGGUGGGACCUACGCGGUUGGAACAGCCUAGCGAUGACUUUGUGUCCAUGCUGGGCAGGGCCUUCAGGCCGUUCAGCCCAUCUCUUUGGGGGACGGUUCUUGUGAUGGCCCUGUCCAUUUCCUUCCUGAUCACGCUGCUGGAGAAGGGCGAGGGCGGUCAGUUUCAAGAACUUGAGCGUGUGGAUACAUUUGGUGCGGGGCUCUUCACGGCUUUCUUCAGCCUGGUUACCUUCGAGGUGCAGUUCCAGCCGCAGACAGUUGGAGGGCGCAUUCUCACUCUUGGUCUGUCCUUCAUGUUGGUCCUGCUGGUCUCUGGCUAUACAGCCACUCUGGCAUCCUUUCUGGUCGUGGAGAAGCGUCUGACGUCACCCAUUGACAGCCUUGAUGAUGCAAUCCGGCUGAGCUACAAGGUGGGAACUGGGUUCAGGUCUCCGCCAAACCUGAAACCCUAA
This is a messenger RNA of Symbiodinium pilosum, 1116 nucleotides long. Lineage: Eukaryota; Dinophyceae; Suessiales; Symbiodiniaceae. The record is from the annotation of a GenBank genome assembly.